Oikopleura dioica is the source of this 231-nucleotide messenger RNA. The record is from the annotation of a GenBank genome assembly. NCBI's taxonomy places the organism in Eukaryota, Metazoa, Chordata, Appendicularia, Copelata, Oikopleuridae.
AUGACGAGCACAGAGGGAUUGUAUAUCAGACACUCGGACAUGCAGCCCGGCUUUUAUCAAGCCAAUGGCUUUUGGAUGCUGCCGGCUUUAUUCCUCCUAAUCUGCAUCAGCGUAUUCGCCGUCAUACGGAUCUGGACAUAUUUAUAUGAAUAUUAUAUGAACAAAAGAAGUCGUCGAACGCGCAAUCCUGCUGAAAGAUGGUCCCUCCAUUCGCCGUCGCCAAACAUUUAA